This is a messenger RNA of Pieris napi, 2017 nucleotides long. RefSeq names its product Krueppel homolog 2 (gene Kr-h2). Gene Ontology annotation, biological process: endoplasmic reticulum tubular network organization; membrane organization. Bases 171 to 941 code for a protein of 256 amino acids. The transcript has 7 exons. Gene Ontology annotation, cellular component: endoplasmic reticulum; membrane. Lineage: Eukaryota; Metazoa; Arthropoda; Insecta; Lepidoptera; Pieridae. The record is from RefSeq and is a predicted model, not a curated record.
CGUAUUCAUAGUCAAUAGACUAUAGAGUACGUAUAUCAUUUUCGUAAUUCUUAAUCGUAUUUAUUGUGCUUUUGAGGAUUGCGUUGUGACUUGUGGGUGCUUAAAUCUUAACUAAAAUAUAAUUAUAUCGCCCCUAAAGUAUCCAGUAGAUAAGUUAUUUUACAAGAAUAAUGGCGGACCCAAACCCCCAAGCCGGUGACACAGGCCCACCAAAGGGAAUACCUGCUUUGAAAGCUCAUGUUAUAGAAAAUAAAAUAUAUGUAGCACUAUGGGGAACCCGUAUUUUGACCAUAUUGUUCACAUUUGGAUAUGUCAUUCCUAUAUUUACAAACUCAACAUCAGCAUUCUACAAGGCGUUAUUAGCGAAUGCAGCAACGUCGGCGUUGAGACUGCACCAGCGGAUCCCACCUUCGGAGAUAAGGUUCUCGCAGGAGUUCCUCAACAGGUUCUUCUUGGAAGACAGUGCUCACUAUCUCUUCUAUUCGCUGAUAUUCAUGAACGUUGCGCCGAACUUAUUAAUUUUGACGCCAAUUUUCUUGUUCGCGAUGCUGCACGCCGCCUCGUAUUCACUCACAAUAUUGGAUACUUUGGGCCAAAAUUCCAUGUGGGUGGCUCGCCUGCUAAUUUCGUUAGUGGAAUUACAAUCGCGGAAUAUUUUACGCGCGGCUGCUUUAGCUGAAAUCUCUCUAUUCCCAUUGGUGGCCAUCAUGGCACUUUUCGGCUACAGCGGUCUGCUAACACCAUUCAUGUACUAUUACUUCGUGUUAUGGCGAUACGCCUCCCGCCGUAACCCGUACACCCGUAACACGUUCAGAGAGUUACGUUCAGUGGCCGAGAGGGUGGCUAACAAGGAAAGUCUACCCUCUCCACUGAAGUCUGGAUUGCACUCCGCUAUCAGAGUUGUGUGCAUGAUGGCGCCAAGGGUGGAAGUUCAGGAGUGAGGUAAACGAAGACUACAUCAUUCAACAGUAUAUUUAUUUUUGUUUAUACCUGUUCUACUAUAAUAAUCUGUGCUCGAGUCUGCUAUUUUUGUCAAUUUCGAAACUUCACUUUGAUGCUAUGAAACUGUCAUGUGUCAAUAAUCCCUCUAAUCAAUGAUACGUCACAAUUACUAGAAAAUACUUGGUGCAUUUUAUAUUAUUUUCUUGGGACUGAGACAAAUAUAAAUAUAAUAUAUAUAUAGUUAUUAUUUGAGCAGACUCUGAGUGUCCACUAAGCUAGCACACAUAAGAGAAUCUAACAUUUUCAAGCACUAAUACGGGUUAAUAGGUUCUGUUGCUUUUUGCGUUAACCUUGUGUGCUAAAAUGCCUUAUCAAUUUCAAUCAUAACAAUUUUCCGCCAAAAUAUUUCUUAAUAUGGGUAAUUUAAGGGUUUAUGUUGUAUUCAAGUACAUUAGAAAUGUAUGUUUGUAUGUUUAUACGGUUUUGAAUGUAUCGUGUGGGCGAACACGGUUGAUUGGUGUCACACGCUGUCUGACCUGUCAACGUCAUGCCUGUCAGAUUGACAACAUCUUUAUGACAGCGCAAAGUAAAUUUAAACUGAUUUUUUUAUAAAUGAAUUCGUAUUUAUUUUAAUUCUACUUUUUUAAAUGAUAUCACAAAUAGCUAGAUGUGGUCUCAUUAAAUAACAGCUGAAGAAGUUGUUAUCAAAUGUCACUGUUUGACGGAUGACAGCUGACAGCUUACCAAUCACGUGUACAACCCAGAACGAUUUAUUGUAAGAUUAAAUAUUUUUUUAAGGAUUAAUAUACGAACAAAUUUGGUCCAAUAUUAUUCAAAUUAGAAAAAUGUAGGAUAAUUUUUUUAGUUUAAAUUGUUUCUAAAUUAAUGUGUAACGGAUAUACAAACAAAUAAAUAUAUAAAAACCACUUUUCUGUCACAAUUAUCAAUUCCCUUGGCAUUUAUGUAUUUUCAAUGAAUUUUUGUGAAUAUAAAGUUACACUUUUGUAUUAAUAUUAAAUGCACUUGGUUUUGGGAUGAAUGUAGUAUGGAUUUUUAAAUAAAUGUUUAAGAAAUA